Labrus mixtus (cuckoo wrasse) is the source of this 1885-nucleotide messenger RNA. It is a transcript of the gene cyp20a1, whose product is annotated as cytochrome P450 20A1. The record is from RefSeq and is a predicted model, not a curated record. Gene Ontology annotation, cellular component: membrane. Lineage: Eukaryota; Metazoa; Chordata; Actinopteri; Labriformes; Labridae. The transcript is spliced from 13 exons. Bases 141 to 1529 code for a protein of 462 amino acids. Gene Ontology annotation, molecular function: heme binding; iron ion binding; oxidoreductase activity, acting on paired donors, with incorporation or reduction of molecular oxygen.
GCAUCUAGGCUGUGUAGUCGAACCCAGGGACGUGCAGUUUCUAUUGACGUGGUAACGGUGACUGUUAUCAGUUUAGCUGGAAAUCUCCAGAUAUUCAUGACUCAAAGUUGACAAAGCAGUGCUAUUUUAAGCCAGAAGUCAUGCUGGACUUUGCCAUCUUCGCGGUUACGUUUGUCAUCAUUUUGGUCGGCGCUGUUCUUUAUUUGUAUCCGUCAUCCAGAAGGGUCUCUGGGAUCCCAGGUCUCAACCCCACAGAUGAAAAGGAUGGGAACCUACAGGACAUCGUGAACAGAGGCAGUCUGCACGAGUUCCUCGUAAGUCUGCAUCAGGAGUUUGGACCUGUGGCCUCGUUCUGGUUCGGCGGUCGGCCGGUAGUCAGCUUGGGCUCUGUGCAACAGCUACGGCAACACAUCAACCCAAACCACACCACUGAUUCAUUUGAGACGAUGCUGAAGUCGUUGCUAGGUUACCAGUCGGGAAUGGGAGGCGGGGCCACAGAGGGCAUAUUAAGGAAAAAGGUGUACGAGAAUGCCAUCAACAGCACAUUGAAGAACAACCUCCCUCUUGUUCUCAAGCUUGUGGAGGAGCUGGUUGGAAAGUGGAACUCAUUCCCUGAGGAUCAACACAUCCCUCUGUGCGCCCACCUGCUGGGUCUCGCCAUGAAGACCGUCACCCAGGUGGCUCUGGGCGAGAGCUUCAGGGACAACGCUGAGGUCAUUUCCUUCCGCAAGAACCACGAUGCGAUCUGGUCAGAAAUCGGGAAAGGCUACCUGGACGGCUCCCUGGAGAAAAGCACCAGCAGGAAAGGACAUUAUGAGAAGGCUCUGUCGGAGAUGGAGUCUGGGCUGCUGUCACUGGCGAGGGAGAGGAAAGCCCAGAGGAAGCAGACGGUGUUUGUGGACGCUCUGCUUCAGUCCAGCCUCACAGAGCGACAGAUCAUGGAGGACUGUAUGGUUUUCACUCUGGCAGGAUGUGCAAUCACUGCCAACUUGUGUAUCUGGGCGCUUCGUUUCCUCUCCACCUCAGAGGAGGUUCAGGACAAACUGUACCAGGAGCUGGAGGAGGUUUUGGGUUCUGAUCCAAUUUCUUUGGACAAAAUCCCUCAGCUCAGAUACUGCCAGCAGGUCCUGAAUGAGACAGUGAGGACGGCCAAGCUGACCCCCGUCGCAGCUCGGCUUCAGGAAGUGGAGGGAAAAGUCGAUCAACACGUCAUCCCCAAAGAGACUUUGGUCAUCUACGCUUUGGGAGUUGUCCUGCAAGACUCCGAGACCUGGAGCACCCCACACAGGUUUGACCCUGAUAGAUUUGAAGAAGAAUCCGUUAGGAAGAGCUUCUGUCUGCUUGGAUUUUCUGGGAAUCAGACGUGCCCAGAGCUCAGGUUUGCGUACACCGUCGCUACCGUCCUGCUCAGCACGUUCGUGCGGCAGCUGAAGCUCCACCAGCUGAAGGGACAGGUGAUGGAGGUCAGAUCAGAGCUGGUGUCCACACCUAAAGAUGAAACCUGGAUCACUGUCAGCAGAAGAAGCUAGUCUUUCAUUAAAAAACUUGCUGCAUUUUGAUUUUAAAAAAUACCAGCAAGUAUUUCUUGAAUGUUAAAGCCACAGAAGCACUUUUGUUCCAGCUGAUAACUCCUGUCUUUUUUUUAUCCAUUAUGGUUGUAAUUACAUUGUUCAUACAGAAAUCUGAGGCCUUACACACAUCAUUACACCUGCUGUCGGUCCACACAGCAGAUUUUCACUUGUUAAGACUCCAUCUCUACAAUGUAGUAAAAAUAACAACUUGUGUUGCCUUAUACAACUGCCUGGAAUCCACAUCACAUUUAGAAAUGGCAUUCCCUUUUUUAGACAGCUGCAUCUUACAUAUUAUUAAAUAUGUAUGAAGACUU